AUGUUCUCCUGCGUCAACUACGAACGCGGAUGCCGAGGUCGCUGCAAUGCCUCGGGCGGUCGAUGCGAGAACUGCGUCACGCUCAACCUUCAAUCAAUACGCACCACCAACUCCACCUCGAUGCCAUCAGUCAAUGCACGCCAAUCAGCAGCCUACUCAGCAAUGACCAAUUCCUUUGCUUCACUCUCGCAACUCAACUCGCAGUCGCAAAAGGCUCAAUGA
This is a messenger RNA of Cucurbitaria berberidis CBS 394.84, 222 nucleotides long. RefSeq lists its product as uncharacterized. NCBI's taxonomy places the organism in Eukaryota, Fungi, Ascomycota, Dothideomycetes, Pleosporales, Cucurbitariaceae. The record is from RefSeq and is a predicted model, not a curated record. The transcript has a single exon. The coding region runs from base 1 to 222 and encodes 73 amino acids.